UUUUUCACAAGAAGCCAUUUUAGGAAUUUGAAAGAUGAUGUUAUUUUGAGUGAAAAAAUGAAAAAUUUUAGUCAUCUUGCAAAAGAAAAAAGGAAUAUAUUGUUGAAAGAAACCUUAUUGCAAGGAGCUUCUACUAAUACCGGGCAUCCUAUUCCAAUAACAGAACAAGAAGAAACAGCACAGCAAGAUGAAAAAAAUAUGAAUAAACAAGAGUUGUUAUCAAUUAUUAAUUCUAUACUUCUUUCCCUUCCUGAAACAUUAUGA
Molecule: messenger RNA, 264 nt
Organism: Entrophospora candida
Lineage: Eukaryota; Fungi; Glomeromycota; Glomeromycetes; Entrophosporales; Entrophosporaceae
Source: the annotation of a GenBank genome assembly